Messenger RNA from Neolamprologus brichardi, 669 nucleotides. Lineage: Eukaryota; Metazoa; Chordata; Actinopteri; Cichliformes; Cichlidae. The record is from RefSeq and is a predicted model, not a curated record.
AUUUAAAGGCUCCUUGGAUUGGAAAACUGUCAUUAUCCAGUGAAUGACAGACGGCUUAACUCUAGGAAUAUUACACCUGGGAGAAAGGUUGGCGCAAUUUAGAGUUUUCCUCGCAGCAUCAGUGUUUCCCCCAUCAUGAGGAGGUCUAUUGUUUUCCCUGGUUCGCUGAGAGUAGCGAUCUUCUUCCUCUGCCUGAACACAACCAUCCAGGCCCUGGCCCUCACCAACUCCACCCGGCUCGAGUCCAUCCUGAACAAGUACACAAACAAAGAUGAGGAGUGGUGGAGGGCCAAGCCUAGAGGCAGGAGGGCCAUCAGCGAGGGAGACAUGCACCUCAUCCUGGACCUGCACAACAAACUGCGGGGUCAGGUCUACCCUCCUGCUUCCAACAUGGAGUACAUGGUUUGGGAUUACGAGUUGGAGAGGAGUGCAGAGCACUGGGCUCACAGCUGCAGAUGGGAACAUGGACCGAGUCACAUGCUGACACAAAUAGGCCAAAACCUCGGAGCACACUGGGGCAGGGACCGGCCCCCAACCUACCAUGUCCAGGCCUGGUAUGAUGAGGUGAGGUAUUAUAGCUAUCCCUACGCCCAGGAGUGCAACCCACACUGUCCAUUCAGGUGUUCGGGACCUUUGGACCCUUGCUCUUUGUCUGGCACCGGCACCUAG